AUGACCAAGUACCGAGACCUGAGACCCGAAGCCCGAGAACCGGGACCUGGGACCCAGGACUACCACACUCCAACCUCCAAACUCGCAAAAAUGUAUAUCAUAAAAAACUCGAAACUUUUUCGAGUCUUGAAUGACCAAGUACUGAGUACUGAGGACCGACACCCGAGACCCGAGGCCCGAAGCCUGAGACCCGAGACCCAGGACUAUGACACUCCAUCCUCCAAACUCACAAAAAUUCUUAACUCAAGACUCGGUAAUUGGUACUUGGUAGCUGGGACUCAAUACAUGGGAGUUGGUACUCGAUCCAAGGGAGUUGGUAUUCAAUACAAGGGUGUCGAGACUCAAUACACGGGAGUCAGUACUCGAUCCAAGGGAGUCGGUAAUCCGGUACCCAAUACAAGGGAGUCGAGACUCAGUACAAGGGAGUUGGUCCUCAGUACAAGGGAGUCGGUACUUGAUCCAAGGGAGUUGGUACUCGGUACAAGGGAGUCGGUAAUCUGGUACACGAUACAAGGGAGUCAGUACUUGAUCCCAGGGAGUCGGUACUGGAUCCCCGGGAGUCGGUACUCAAUACAAGGAGUUGGUACUCCAGUACCUGAUACAAGGGAGUUGAGACUCAAUGCAUGGGAGUCAGUACUUGAUCCAAGGGAGUCAGUAAUCCGGUACCCGAUACAAGGGAGUCGGUACUUGAUCCCAGGGAGUCGGUACUGGAUCCCCGGGAGUUGGUACUCAAUACAAGGCGGAUCUGAAGAGCUGGGCUUCAGCUCGUGCGCUGCGCCCCUUACCCGAGCUAGAAACAAAGUCCGAGGGAGGAUGAUGAAUCCCGGUGGACUUCAAGGGGACAAGUCUGGUAGGCUUUCCCAAGGAAGAGUCAGGCCAAUGUUCAGGGGGGGCUUUAGUCCGGCGGACGUGGGGGACAGAAUAGACAGGUGUAAGGACAGAAAGACAGGAAGUCCGAGGGGACAGAAGGACAGUAUGUCCGAGAGGACAGGAAGUCCGAGAGGACAGAAGGACAGGAAGUCCGAAAAGGUGGAAGCUAGAGAGGUAGACUACCCGAAGGUAGAGGCAGAGUAUAGCCCGAGGAAUCAAUCCCAGGACACAGAGGUUGGACAGGGAAGUGGCCCUGGGUCCAUGGAAAUGGAUCCGGGUCCGAGGAAACAGGAAUGA
Molecule: messenger RNA, 1167 nt
Organism: Suillus clintonianus
Lineage: Eukaryota; Fungi; Basidiomycota; Agaricomycetes; Boletales; Suillaceae
Exons: 9
Coding region: 1-1167 (388 amino acids)
Source: RefSeq, a predicted model, not a curated record